Messenger RNA from Choloepus didactylus (southern two-toed sloth), 2597 nucleotides. It is a transcript of the gene ANAPC2, whose product is annotated as anaphase promoting complex subunit 2. The coding region runs from base 52 to 2514 and encodes 820 amino acids. Gene Ontology annotation, molecular function: ubiquitin protein ligase binding. The transcript is spliced from 13 exons. Gene Ontology annotation, biological process: ubiquitin-dependent protein catabolic process. The record is from RefSeq and is a predicted model, not a curated record. Gene Ontology annotation, cellular component: anaphase-promoting complex. NCBI's taxonomy places the organism in Eukaryota, Metazoa, Chordata, Mammalia, Pilosa, Megalonychidae.
GGCGUCAUCGCCCCGCGCGGCCCCAAGCGGACGUGGAACCGGUGGGCGCAGAUGGCGGCGACGGGGGCGGAGGCGACCUGCGAGCCCGGGCCGGGACCUGAGCUGUUGGUGGCCUGGGACACCGUGAGCGUCGGGCUGGUACCGCCGGCUGCGCUGGGGCUGGCGUCCUCCCGGACCAACGGGACUGUCCCGCCAAAGGAGGAGGAGCUCCGGGCGGCGGUGGAGGUGCUGAGGGGCCACGGUUUGCAUUCGGUUCUGGAGGAGUGGUUCGUGGAGGUGCUGCAGAACGACCUGCAGGCCAACAUCGCCCCGGAGUUCUGGAAUGCCAUAUCCCAGCGCGAGAACUCUGCUGAUGAACCCCAGUGCCUUCAGCUGCUCCUUGAUGCUUUUGGCUUGCUGGAGAGCCGCCUGCAUCCCUACCUAAGAAGCCUCGAGCUCCUGGAGAAGUGGACUCGCCUGGGCCUGCUGAUGGGCACUGGUGCUCAGGGACUGCGGGAAAAGGUCCACACCAUGGUGCGGGGUGUUCUCUUUUUUUCCACUCCCAGAAGCUUCCAGGACACGAUUCAGUGUCUCUACAGCCGCUACUUGAGAGUCUAUAUGCAGAGUAAGAGAAAAGGGGAAGGGGGCACAGAUCCGGAGCUGGAGGGGGAAUUGGACAGCCGGUAUGCCCGCCGCCGGUACUACCGGCUCCUGCAAAGCCCACUGUGUGCCGGCUGCGGCAGCGACAAGCAGCAGUGCUGGUGUCGCCAGGCUCUGGAGCAGUUCCAGCAGCUCAGCCAGAUCCUACAUAGGCUUGGUUUGCUGGAGCGCGUCAGCGCCGAGGCGGUGACUACCACCCUGCACCAGGUGACGCGGGAGCGGAUGGAAGACCGCUGCCGGGGCGAGUAUGAGCGCUCCUUCCUGCGGGAGUUCCACAAGUGGAUCGAGAGGGUGGUUGGCUGGCUUGGCAAAGUGUUCCUGCAGGACGGCCCUGCCAGGCCCGCAUCUCCCGAGGCUGGUGGCACGCUGCGCCGCUGGCGCUGCCAUGUGCAGCGGUUCUUCUACCGUGCCUACGCCAGCAUGCGCAUCGAGGAGCUCUUCAGCAUCAUCCGAGACUUCCCGGACUCCCGGCCGGCCAUAGAGGACCUGAAGUACUGCCUGGAGAGGACUGGCCAGCGGCAGCAGCUGCUCAUGUCCCUCAAGGCGGCGCUGGAGACACGGCUCCUGCACCCAGGCGUCAACACGUGUGACAUCAUCACCCUCUACAUCUCGGCCAUCAAGGCCCUGCGCGUGCUCGACUCCUCCAUGGUCAUCCUCGAGGUGGCCUGCGAGCCUGUCCGCCGCUACCUCAGGACGCGGGAGGACACCGUGAGGCAGAUUGUGGCCGGGCUGACGGGGGACUCAGAUGGGACCGGGGACCUGGCUGUUGAGCUGUCCAAGACAGACCCGGCGAGCCUGGAGACCGGCCAGGACAGUGAGGACGACUCUGGCGAGCCCGAGGACUGGGUGCCUGACCCCGUGGACGCUGACCCAGGGAAGUCGAGCUCCAAGCGGCGUUCCUCGGACAUCAUCAGCCUGCUGGUCAGCAUCUACGGCAGCAAGGACCUCUUCAUCAACGAGUACCGCUCGCUGCUGGCCGACCGCCUGCUGCACCAGUUCAGCUUCAGCCCCGAGCGGGAGAUCCGGAAUGUGGAGCUGCUGAAGCUGCGCUUUGGUGAUGCCCCGAUGCAUUUCUGCGAGGUCAUGCUGAAGGACAUGGCGGACUCCCGCCGCAUCAACGCCAACAUCCGGGAGGAGGACGAGAGGCGCCCUGCUGAGGAGCAGCCACUGUUCGGGGUCUAUGCUGUUAUCUUGUCCAGCGAGUUCUGGCCGCCCUUCAAGGAUGAGAAGCUGGAGGUCCCCGAGGCCAUCAGGGAGGCCCUGGAGGCCUACUGCAGGAAGUACGAGAAGCUGAAGGCCAUGCGGACGCUCAGCUGGAAGCAUACGCUGGGCCUGGUGACGAUGGACGUGGAGCUGACUGACCGCACCCUGUCCGUGGCCGUGACCCCCGUGCAGGCGGUGAUCCUGCUCUACUUCCAGGACCAAGCCACCUGGAGCCUGGAGGCGCUGAGCAAGGUGGUGAAGAUGCCGGCAGCGCUGCUGCGGCGGCGCAUGGCCGUGUGGCUGCAGCAGGGGGUGCUGCGCGAGGGGCCCCCAGGCACCUUCUCUGUGGUCGAGGAGGAGCGGCCGCAGGACCGGGACAGCAUGGUGCUCAUCGACAGCGACGAUGAGAGCGACUCAGGCCUGGCCUCCCAGGCCGACCAGAAGGAGGAGGAGCUGCUGCUCUUCUGGACCUACAUCCAGGCCAUGCUGACCAACCUGGAGAGCCUGUCGCUGGAGCGCAUCUACAGCAUGCUGCGCAUGUUCGUCACCACCGGCCCCGCACUGGCUGAGAUCGACCUGCAGGAGCUCCAGGGCUACCUGCAGAAGAAGGUGCGCGACCAGCAGCUCGUCUACUCGGCCGGGGUCUACCGCCUGCCCAAGAACUGCAGCUGACGCGCCCCCUGCCCUGCCUGGCCCCUCUCCCCACACCCCCUCGGCUGUGGCCGUGCAGAUUAAAGCAGAUGCAUUUGUCGUCC